This is a messenger RNA of Scophthalmus maximus (turbot), 1502 nucleotides long. It is a transcript of the gene rnf115b, whose product is annotated as ring finger protein 115b. Bases 116 to 997 code for a protein of 293 amino acids. Gene Ontology annotation, molecular function: ubiquitin protein ligase activity. Gene Ontology annotation, cellular component: cytoplasm. The transcript is spliced from 9 exons. The record is from RefSeq and is a predicted model, not a curated record. Gene Ontology annotation, biological process: protein ubiquitination. NCBI's taxonomy places the organism in Eukaryota, Metazoa, Chordata, Actinopteri, Pleuronectiformes, Scophthalmidae.
GCACCGAACCCUGCCGGGGCCUGCGCUGAUCCGUUUGGAGCAGCCGCUGGGACUUUUAUGGACUUCCACCAUCCACACGGACGUCGGUCGGGCUUCGCCGCGCGGCACCGUGAAGAUGGCGGAGGCUCCACAACACCGGUUUUUCUGUCACUGCUGUAAAUGUGAAACAAGCCCUAAGCUCCCGGAUCUUGUCUGUCCCAGAUGUGACUCUGACUUCAUUGAGGAGGUGACAGAAGACUCCAGUCUCCUGCAGGAGCGCACCUCCACGGCCAGCGAAGACUCCAACUCGUUGUUCUCGGAGUUAUGGCAGCUGCUGUUUAUGGAGCGCUCUGCUCUGCUGUCGCAUCCGCCCUCCUCAGGGUCCCACCCGGACGACGGCGAGCAGGUAUCUGCAGGUCAGAGCCGUCCCUCUCCGGAGUCACCGGCCGACGCCGAGGCCAGAGAACCAGAGUCUCCUUCGCAGCCUGACCAAGAGAGGUCACCCAGGCCAGAGCAGAGGCCUGCAGUGGAAGGGAUCGUGCAGCAGUUCCUGGCCGACCUCUUUGUCAACAACGGAAAUCCCGGUGCCGCACCAGCUGCAUUAUCCAGCAUGCUGCAGCUGCACUCGAACCCAGGAGACUAUGCGUGGGGUCAGGGAGGCCUGGAUGCUGUCAUCACCGAGUUGUUAGGACAGCUCGAGAGCACAGGUCCGCCCCCUGCAGAAGAGGAGAUAAUCUCAUCCCUGCCAACAGUUUGCAUCUCUCAGGAACAGAUAGACUGCAGACUGGAGUGUCCAGUGUGCAGGGAGGAGUUUUCAUUCGGGGAACCUGUCAGGAAGCUGCCCUGCCUCCAUUACUUCCACAGUCAUUGUAUAGUGCCUUGGCUGGAGCUGCAUGAUACCUGCCCCGUGUGCCGCAAAAGCCUCGACGGUGUCGACAACAGCCUCGCACCCACGUCAGCCCCCCCGGGCGAUCUCCCCAUCAGGAUAGAGCAACAACAAGAGAGGCAGGCGAGCUGAAAAACAGGGCCAACAACUAUAUCUCUUUUACUGUUUUCAAGAGACACGCUGUUCACCUCAAACGCUUCCCUUCACACCGACCCAAAAAGUAGAAAAGAAGAAAAUCAAAAGUUGCCGCUUCAUCUCUCUCUUAAUUUAUGCAGCUCUGCUAAGGACCUUUAUAUUUUCUACACAACCAUCUUCACCACUUUUAAGUUACACUACACACAAAAGGAUGUGGCAAUUUGCUGCAGAAGAUGUGGAGGUGAUGUGUACUUCUUGCUCCACCCGUCUACGUGGUUUAGGGUGUCUAACGACUGACUUGGAUUUCACGAACUAAUCACCACUGAGCUGCCUGUGGUUGUUAAAAUGAUUUGGGGGGGGGGGGGGGGAUUCACAGAGUUUGCACUAGGACUUCUGGUAAGACAAUUCUGUAAUUUCCUUGACCUUUUUCCACCUAGUCUGAUUCAGGAUUGAUCUCAUCUAUACAUGAAGCCGUUAUUAAAGCCUGACCCUGUGACCCUCA